Molecule: messenger RNA, 1448 nt
Organism: Leptomonas pyrrhocoris
Lineage: Eukaryota; Euglenozoa; Kinetoplastea; Trypanosomatida; Trypanosomatidae
Product: putative ecotin
Exons: 1
Coding region: 303-1448 (381 amino acids)
Molecular function (GO): serine-type endopeptidase inhibitor activity
Source: RefSeq, a predicted model, not a curated record
GUUUAGCGUGUUCUUCACCGGACACCCUCCGUCUUUCUCCGUUGUUGUUUGUUUCUUUGUUAUCAUCAUUCUGGAGAUCAUUCCCUUUCUAUUAUUAUUAUUUUUUGGUUUUUCUUUCUUAUUGUUUUCUGCGUACACCGCGUAUCUCCCCCUGCCUUCAGCACUUGUUUUGUUUCCACUAACCCCUCUUCGCCAUCAUCAUCAUCAUCAUCAUCAUCAUCAUCUCGUAGAGGCUGAUCUAUCACUCUUCCUCUUUUCCCCUUGUUUUUACUUGCUUAUCUUCUUUAUUUUCUUUAUCCUCGAUGCCUACUCUCUCGGACUUCGGCGCCACGUACCCCGCGGCGGCCCCUGGCCAGGAGCGCAAGGUGAUCUACCUCCCCUCGUUCGACCCCCGCGUCGAGGCGGACCACAUGCGGGUGCAGCUCAUCCCCGGCCGUCACGAGGACUGCGAGGACGGCCGCCUAUACAACCUCACCGGCACCAUCUCCGAAGGCACCAUCGAGGGCUGGGGCUACUCGUAUUACGUCGUCACCCUCGGCGACAUCUACGCCGCCCACCGCACCCCCGCAGACGCGGAGGGCGCCACCACCUUUGUGGCCAUGUACGAGAACCCGAUCAUCACCUACAACAGCAGGCUGCCCGUUGUCGUGUACAUGCCAGAGGGGACGGAGCUGCGCUACCGCAUUUGGAGGGAUGAGCUCGGUCGGACCGCGGAGGAGACGGCUCCGGCGGCUGCCCCAGCUCCACAGGCCGCUCGCCACCGCUCCAACACCGAUGAGCUCGAUAAUCCACGUCGUCGCAGCGCGCAGGUGAAGGAGUAUCCGGAGCCGGCGGCCAGCCGCGAUAUCCCGCCGAUCGCCGGGUACGAACAGGAGGGCGGACGGAAGUCACGCGAGUACGUGGCGGAGGCGCAGGAGGCCCCCGCGCUGCGUGCCGAGGAGGGCGGACGGAAGUCACGCGAGUACGUGGCGGAGGCGCAGGAGGCCCCCGCGCUGCGUGCGUCAGAGAAGGCCGGCGACCACGACAAGGCCUAUCGCGAGAAGGUGGCCCAGGAGCGCCAGCAGGAGUUGCGGGCGAAGGAGGCGCAGCCCGACGACCGCCGUGAGCAUCGCAAGAGUGACCCCAACUCGGAGCGUCGCCGGCACAGCUCGACGAAACCGCGCAAGCACAGCUCCUCGGAGGUCGGCGAGGCGAGUGCAGAGCGGCAGCGCCGCCUGUCCUCGACGGAGAACUCGCCUUCCGAGGGCUACAAGCGCCUAAGCGUCGAUAAGGGUCGCAGCGACUCCGCCGCCUCAGGCCGCCCGUCAUCUACGUCGUCGAACGGCAAGGAAGGAGCUUACGAGAAGAAGGCGAAGAACUUCUGGAACCGCGCGCGUGGCAACUCCAAGUCGAAGGAUUCCUCGCCCAAGAAGAGCGGCAGCAACGGUGAGAAGUGGUCGGAGAUGUAG